Molecule: messenger RNA, 8693 nt
Organism: Periophthalmus magnuspinnatus
Lineage: Eukaryota; Metazoa; Chordata; Actinopteri; Gobiiformes; Gobiidae
Gene: tln1
Product: talin 1
Exons: 56
Coding region: 217-7842 (2541 amino acids)
Biological process (GO): platelet aggregation
Cellular component (GO): focal adhesion; cytoskeleton; ruffle
Molecular function (GO): actin filament binding; integrin binding; structural constituent of cytoskeleton
Source: RefSeq, a predicted model, not a curated record
CCUGGGUGGAGUUAGCGCCGCCACUGCUGAGAGCGGAUAAGGAGGGGAACUCGGGAAAAAAAAUCGCCAUCUGGCUGUUCCCCUCGCUAUAAACGCUAUUAUCUCGGGGAAAUUCAAACACCAUCAACACAUUUGGAUCAUAAAAACCGGGCCACGGCAGCGGGAAGGACCGUAUUUGUUCAGAAGUGACUUGGGUGGAGGAGCAGAGAAGCAAACAUGGUGGCCCUGUCCCUGAAGAUCAGUGUGGGCAACGUGGUGAAGACCAUGCAGUUUGAGCCCUCCACCAUGGUGUACGACGCCUGUCGGAUCAUCAGAGAGAGAGUCCCUGAGGCGCAGCUCGGCCAGCCAAAUGACUAUGGCCUAUUUCUGUCUGACGAAGAUCCAAAGAAAGGCAUUUGGCUGGAGGCUGGAAAGGCCCUUGAUUACUACAUGUUGAGGAAUGGCGAUACCCUAGAAUACAAGAAAAAGCAGAGACCCCUGAAGAUUCGUAUGUUGGAUGGCACAGUGAAGACCGUGAUGGUAGAUGACUCCAAAAUUGUCAGUGACAUGCUCAUGACCAUCUGUGCACGAAUAGGAAUUACAAACUAUGAUGAGUAUUCACUGGUGCGUGAUAUUGGUGAGGAGAAGAAAGAGGAGAAUACUGGUACCCUUAAAAGAGACAAGACCUUACUACGAGAUGACAAGAAGAUGGAAAAACUAAAACAAAAACUACAUACAGAUGAUGAAUUGAACUGGUUGGACCAUGGAAGAACACUGAGGGAACAAGGUGUAGAGGAAACUGAGAUGCUGCUUCUCAGGAGAAAAUUUUUUUAUUCAGACCAGAAUGUGGAUUCCCGAGAUCCAGUGCAGCUCAACCUGCUCUAUGUCCAGGCUCGAGAUGACAUUCUCAACGGUUCUCAUCCUGUCUCCUUUGACAAAGCCUGUGAAUUCGCUGGUUAUCAGUGUCAGAUCCAGUUUGGGGACCACAAUGAGUCUAAACACAAAUCCGGGUUCUUAGAUUUAAAAGAAUUCCUACCCAAAGAGUACAUCAAGAACAAAGGAGAGAAAAAGAUCUUUCAGGCACAUAAAAACUGCCAGAAUAUGACAGAAAUUGAAGCCAAAGUCAGUUAUGUGAAGCUGGCCAGGUCCCUAAAAACAUAUGGAGUGUCUUUCUUUUUGGUCAAGGAAAAAAUGAAAGGAAAGAACAAGCUUGUUCCUCGCCUGCUGGGCAUCACAAAAGAGAGUGUGAUGAGAGUGGACGAGAAGACCAAAGAGGUGAUACAGGAGUGGAACUUGACUAAUAUCAAACGCUGGGCUGCGUCACCUAAAAGUUUUACUUUGGACUUUGGAGACUAUCAGGAUGGAUAUUAUUCUGUCCAAACCACUGAGGGAGAACAGAUAGCCCAGCUUAUUGCUGGAUAUAUUGAUAUCAUCCUGAAAAAGAAAAAAAGUAAAGAUCACUUUGGGUUGGAGGGAGAUGAAGAAUCAACUAUGUUGGAAGAUUCAGUGUCACCUAAAAAAUCUACAGUGUUGCAGCAGCAAUUCAACAAAGUUGGAAAAGUAGAGACAGGUUCUGUUGCGUUGCCGGCGAUCAUGCGCUCUGGAGCUGGGGGUCCAGAGAGCUUCCAGAUGGGCUCCAUGCCACAGGCCAAACAACAUAUCACCAGUGGACAGAUGCACAGGGGACACAUGCCCCCUCUGACAUCAGCUCAACAAGCCUUAACCGGAACGAUCAACUCCAGUAUGCAUGCAGUCCAGGCUGCCCAGGCCUCCCUGGAUGAUUUUGACACCUUGCCUCCAUUAGGGACAGAUGCUGCAUCUCAAGCUUGGCGAAAAAACAAAAUGGAUGAAUCAAAACACGAAAUCCACUCCCAGGUGGAUGCCAUCACAGCAGGCACUGCCUCUAUGGUUAACCUCACUGCAGGGGACCCCUCUGAAACAGACUACACUGCAGUGGGCUGCGCUGUUACCACAAUUUCCUCAAAUCUAACGGAAAUGUCUAAGGGAGUUAAACUGUUAGCUGCCCUAAUGGAGGAUGAAGGAGGAAAUGGGCAGCAGCUGCUGGGUGCUGCUAAAAACCUGGCCUGUGCAGUAUCUGAUAUGCUUAAGACUGCCCAGCCUGCCAACACAGAGCCUCGACAGAAUCUGCUGCAGGCAGCUGGAAACGUGGGUCAGGCCAGUGGAGAGCUAUUGUCACACAUUGGAGAAACAGACACUGAUCCACAGUUCCAGGACAUGUUGAUGCAGUUGGCUAAAGCUGUAGCUAAUGCUGCUGCAGCUCUUGUGCUCAAAGCUAAAAAUGUUGCCCAGAAGACGGAGGACUCAGCCCAACAGAACCGGGUCAUUGCUGCAGCCACACAGUGUGCCUUAUCCACGUCUCAGCUUGUGGCCUGCACCAGGGUUGUUGCACCUACAAUCAGUUCACCGGUGUGUCAGGAACAGCUGAUUGAGGCAGGCAAACUGGUGGCCAAAUCUGUGGAGGGCUGCGUUGAUGCCUCACAAGGAGCCACCAGCGAUGAGGGUCUGCUCAAACAAGUAGGUGCAGCGGCCACAGGUGUGACUCAUGCACUCAAUGACCUGCUGCAGCACAUCAAACAGUAUGCCAGUGGAGGGCACCCCAUCGGGCGCCAUGGAGAAGCUACAGACCGCAUCCUAGAUGUCACUGAAAAUAUUUUCAGCUCGAUGGGUGAUGCGGGUGAAAUGGUUCGACAGGCUCGGAUCCUUGCCCAGGCCACUUCUGAUUUGGUUAAUGCUAUCAAAAUGGAUGCGGAAGGAGAGUCUGAUCUGGAGAACUCUCGCAAGCUCCUUUCGGCCGCCAAGCUACUGGCUGAUGCCACUGCAAAGAUGGUGGAAGCUGCUAAGGGUGCGGCAGCAAACCCAGACAGUGAAGAACAGCAGCAGAAGUUACGAGAGGCAGCAGAAGGGCUCCGCAUGGCAACCAACGCUGCAGCACAGAAUGCCAUCAAGAAACGUUUGAUUAACAAACUUGAGAAUGCAGCAAAACAAGCAGCUGCAGCAGCCACUCAGACAAUUGCUGCUGCUCAGCACGCUGCCUCCUCCAACAAGAACCUGGCAGCCCAACAGCAACUUGUUCAAAGUUGCAAGGUAGUGGCAGAGCAAAUCCCUCAACUGGUCCAGGGUGUUCGAGGCAGCCAGUCUCAGCCUGAUAGUCCCAGUGCUCAACUUGCUCUUAUCAGUGCCAGCCAAAACUUUCUACAGCCUGGUGCCAAAAUGGUUACCGCAUCAAAAGCUACUGUUCCCACCAUCAGCGAUCAGGCUUCUGCCAUGCAGCUGAGCCAGUGUGCCAAGAACUUGGCAAGUGCUCUUGCUGAGCUGCGGACUGCCUCCCAGAAGGCACAAGAAGCAUGUGGUCCACUAGAGAUAGAUAAUGCUUUGUCAAUGAUUCGAGAUCUAGAGAAGGACAUGCACGAGGCCAAAACUUCCUCUGAAGAGGGCAAACUCAAGCCACUGCCUGGAGAGACGCUGGAGAAGUGUUCUCAGGAUCUUGGGACCAGCACCAAGGCAGUGAGUUCAGCCAUUGCUCAGUUACUGAGUGAAGCAACCCAGGGCAAUGAAAACUACACAGGUAUGGCAGCCAGAGAUGUGGCUCAGGCACUUAAGUCUCUGGCCUCUGGUGCCCGCGGUGUAGCUGCCACUACAACAGACGUGCCGGCUCGUGGUGCUAUGUUGGACUGUGCUGGAGAUGUCAUGGACAAGUCAGCCAACCUCAUUGAAGAGACCAAGAGGGCAAUUGCUAAGCCUGGGGAUGCAGAGAGUCAGCAGAGGCUUGCCCAGGUUGCAAAGGCAGUGUCCCAGGCCCUGAACAGAUGUGUGAAUUGCCUUCCUGGCCAGAGGGAUGUGGACAAUGCGAUCCGCUCUGUAGGCGAAGCCAGCAAGACACUUCUCUCAGAUUCUUUCCCAUCCAGUGGUAAACCUUUCCCGGAGGUUCAGGCUCACCUGAAUGAGGUGGCAGCUGGUUUGAACCAGUCGGCAAAUGAAGUCGUCCAAGCCUCCCGGGGCACCACCCAAGACUUGGCCAGAGCCACUGGCAAGUUUGGAAAGGAUUUCAGCAACUUCCUCGAGGCCGGAGUUGACAUGGCUGGGACAUCCCAGUCAAAGGAGGAUCAAACUCAGGUUGUGUCCAACCUGAAGACCAUUUCCAUGUCAUCCAGUAAACUUUUGUUGGCUGCCAAAGCUCUGUCAACAGAUCCCAACUCUCCCAAUCUGAAGAACCAACUUGCUAAUGCAGCUAGGGCUGUUACUGACAGUAUCAAUCAACUCAUCACAAUGUGCACUCAGCAAGCCCCUGGUCAAAAAGAGUGUGAUAAUGCUCUUAGAGAGUUGGAGUCUGUGAGAGGGAUGCUUGAAAACCCAACUGAAGCAGUCAACGACAUGUCUUACUUUGACUGUAUUGACGGGGUCAUGGAGAACUCCAAGGUACUUGGUGAGUCUAUGGCAGGUAUUUCCCAUCAUGCCAAGAACUCAAAUUUGCCUGAGUUUGGUGACUCAGUCAGUGCUGGCUCCAAAGCAUUGUGUGGCCUUACAGAAGCAGCAGCACAGGCUGCCUAUCUGGUGGGAGUGUCUGACCCUAAUAGCACUGCGGGCCAGAAGGGUUUGGUGGAUCCUGCUCAGUUCGCCAAGGCCAAUCAGUCCAUUCAAAUGGCGUGUCAAAAUCUGGUGGACCCUGCCUGCACUCAGUCACAAGUGCUUUCUGCAGCCACCAUUGUGGCUAAACAUACUUCAGCAUUAUGCAACGCCUGCCGACUUGCCUCCUCCAAGACACCCAACCCAGUCGCCAAGAGGCAGUUUGUGCAGUCAGCCAAAGAGGUGGCAAACACCACUGCCAACCUUGUCAAGUCUAUUAAGGCUUUGGAUGGAGCCUUUAACCAGGACAACAGAGAAAAGUGUAAGGCUGCUACUGGCCCUCUUAUAGAAGCCGUGGACAACCUCACAGCCUUUGCCUCAAACCCAGAGUUUGCCAGCAUUCCUGCUCAAAUCAGCCCUGAAGGUCAUGCUGCUAUGGAGCCCAUAGUUGCAGCAGCACAAACCAUGCUGGAAAGUUCAACAGGUCUGAUUGAAACUGCCCGUUCUCUGGCUGUCAACCCCAAAGACCCCCCCAAGUGGUCAGUGUUGGCAGGCCAUUCCAGAACUGUGUCGGAUUCUAUCAAGAAGCUUAUUACCAACAUGAGGGAUAAGGCGCCUGGCCAGAGAGAGUGUGAUGAUGCUAUUGAAGUGCUCAACAACUGCAUCCGUGAGGUGGACCAGGCCUCUCUCGCUGCUAUCAGCCAGCAUCUCACACCUCGAGAUGACAUCUCCAUGGAGACUCUUCAUGAGCAGAUGGCGGCUUCAGUUCAUGAAAUAAGUAACUUGAUUGAACCUGUUGCUGUGGCUGCCCGAUCUGAGGCCUCUCAGCUUGGUCACAAGGUUUCUCAGAUGGCUAGCUACUUUGAGCCCCUGAUUAUGGCUGCCAUUGGCACAGCCUCAAAGAUUCUCAGCAGCCAACAGCAGAUGGCUGUUUUAGACCAGACCAAGACCCUCACAGAGUCUGCCCUGCAGAUGCUCUAUACUGCCAAGGAGGCUGGUGGAAACCCGAAGGCAGCACAUAUGCAGGAAGCUCUUGAAGAGUCUGUGCAGAUGAUGAAGGAAGCUGUAGAUGAUCUUGGAGCGACUCUGGCGGAGGCGGCGAGUGCUGCAGGUGCUGUGGGCGGUAUGGUGGAUUCAAUCAAUGACUCCAUCAAUAAAAUGGAAGAAACUCCUGCUCUUGAUCCUGAGGGCACAUUUGUAGACUACCAGACUACCAUGGUUAAAACCGCUAAAGCAAUUGCAGUCACUGUUCAGGAGAUGGUCACAAAGUCUAACACCAACCCUGAUGACCUUGGAGGACUAGCGAACCAACUAACCAAUGAGUUUGGGAAUCUGGCCACAGAAGCUAAAUAUGCAGCUGUCACUGCAGAGAGUGAUGAGAUUGGCCAUCAUAUUAAGAAGCAAGUGGGCGAGCUUGGUUUCAGCUGCACAAGUCUGGUGACAAAGGCAGGAGCUCUGCAGUGCAGCCCUAAUGACUCCUUUACCAAAAAAGAGCUCAUAGAAAGUGCUCGAAAAGUUUCAGAGAAGGUGUCUCAUGUUUUGGCAGCUUUACAGGCAGGUAACCGUGGUACUCAGGCCUGUAUCACAGCUGCCAGUGCCGUAUCAGGGAUUAUCGCAGACCUGGACACCACCAUCAUGUUUGCCACUGCGGGUACUUUGAACAGAGAGAAUGCUGAGACCUUUGCAGACCACAGAGAGUGCAUCUUGAAGACAGCUAAAGCACUGGUUGAGGACACUAAAUUAUUAGUGUCUGGGGCUGGUGCAAGUCAGGAGAAACUCGCCCAGGCAGCCCAGUCCUCAGUGACAACCAUCACUAAAUUGGCAGAUGUGGUUAAACUGGGAGCUGCAAGUCUUGGGUCUGAAGAUCCAGAGACUCAGGUUGUUCUGAUUAACGCCGUCAAAGAUGUAGCUAAAGCUCUCGGAAAUCUUAUUAGUGCAACAAAGGCAGCUGCAGGCAAACCUCAUGAUGACCCUAGCAUGCUUCAAUUAAAGAACUCUGCAAAGGUGAUGGUUACCAAUGUGACAUCACUCCUAAAGACUGUAAAGGCAGUGGAGGAUGAAGCCACUAAGGGCACCAGAGCUUUAGAGGCCACAAUUGAACAUAUUAAGCAAGAGCUGACCGUAUUCAGCAGCUCUGACCCUCCACCAAAGACGACGACACCCGAAGAGUUUAUUCGAAUGACUAAAGGAAUUACCAUGGCAACAGCAAAGGCAGUGGCAGCUGGAAACUCAUGUCGUCAAGAGGACAUCAUUGCCACAGCUAACCUUAGCCGAAGAGCCAUUGCUGAUAUGCUGCACUCCUGCAAGGAGGCUGCCUAUCAUCCAGAGGUCAACAGGGAUGUGCAGAUGAGAGCCCUCCGCUAUGGCAAUGAAUGCGCCACUGGAUAUUUGGGGCUUCUGGAGCAUGUGUUGGUGAUCAUCCAAAAGCCCACGCAUGAUCUGAAGCAGCAGCUGGCCAACUACUCAAAGAAAGUGGCAAACUCGGUCACAGAGCUUAUCCAGGCGGCAGAGGCUAUGAAAGGUACUGAGUGGGUGGAUCCCGAGGAUCCCACUGUUAUUGCAGAAAAUGAACUGCUAGGAGCAGCCGCAGCCAUUGAAGCCGCUGCCAAGAAACUGGAGCAGCUGAGGCCAAGGACCAAACCCAAGGAGGCGGACGAGAGCUUGAACUUUGAGGAACAAAUACUUGAAGCAGCCAAGUCUAUUGCAGCUGCCACCAGUGCCCUGGUCAAAGCUGCCUCAGCCGCGCAGAGGGAGCUGGUGGCACAAGGAAAGGUUGGAGCAAUUCCUGCCAAUGCAGUGGAUGAUGGACAGUGGUCACAAGGCCUUAUUUCAGCUGCUCGUAUGGUUGCGGCGGCAACUAACAAUCUGUGUGAGGCGGCUAACUCUGCAGUCCAAGGCCACGCCAGUGAGGAGAAGCUCAUUUCUUCUGCUAAGCAAGUGGCAGCCUCCACUGCCCAGCUUUUGGUGGCCUGCAAGGUCAAGGCUGACCAGGACUCCCAGACCAUGAAGAGGCUACAGGCUGCUGGAAAUGCUGUGAAGAGGGCAUCUGACAACUUGGUAAAAGCUGCACAGAAAGCAGCUUUUGAAGCCGAGGAUGACCAGGCUGUGGUGGUCAAGAGCAAGAUGGUUGGUGGGAUAGCUCAGAUCAUCGCCGCUCAGGAGGAAAUGUUGAGGAAAGAAAGGGAGUUGGAUGAAGCCAGGAAAAAGCUGGCUAUGAUCCGACAACAGCAGUACAAGUUCCUCCCCUCUGAGCUGCGAGAGGAUGGCGAGGACCAGUGAGCAAGUAUGGGGCAGAGAAAACAUUCAAUGAUGAUCCACGAGACACUGUCCUUUUUCUGCUAUAGACUCUAUGCUUCAACUCAAAAAUAAUGGAUAUGUAAUGGGCAAACCAUGGCUAGAGCGAUUUGAUAAACAAUUAUACAAUGUAAGCAUUAUUCAUUCAUAGAUUGUAUGAACAUAUCUCUGAAAUGUUAACUCUUUCAAAUGUUUUGCAUUAGUGUAGUACUUUUUCUAUUGGAAUUUAUCUCUCUGUGUAAAUGUUUUGAGUAACUCAAUCAGUGCUUUAAUGUUUUAUGCAAAUGAACUAUGCACACAAAAGAAAGUAUUAUUUUAAGACACAGACAGUAACGAUAUUCAGAUUGCAACUUGUCAUACUGUUUGAAAGGUUAAAUUAAAUGACUAUGUUUGUCUAUAUUAGCAAUAAUUAACUAUGCAAUGAAACACCAGAUUGGAAAGUAUUUUUUAAGACUUAUGAAAUAUAUUAAGAGGUUUCUAUAACAUGACAGGCUAAGCAUUUAGUUAGUACAAUGAGCUCUAGAAUAUAAUAAUGUCCCUACAUACAAACCACAAAGCCAUAUAUUUAACUUUAAACUUGUAUUGACUGUCUUUAGGUUAUUAUCGGUGUUUCAUAUACCUACUGUAAUGUUUUACAGUACCACAAGCCUUGUGUAAUGUAAAAGUAAAUGUAUUUGAUUACGUAUGGUUUCUCUGUUAAAAAGUGUACGCCUUAAAGACCAAAAUGCUCCAUUGGAACAAACGAGGCACAUGGCAAAAUGUGUAUUUGUAAAAUGCAGCGCCACAUCAGAGGCAUAAAUCUAAGAUUUCUAUACAAUAAAGACAAUCUUCAUAAA